UAAAUGGUAAAGACAGCUACCAACAACAUGAGUCGAACAUGUCAACGCUAUAACUAAGUCGCGUUGGAGCUCCUCUUUUCUUUUGCCCAACACAUUAACUGAGCUGGUUAAAAUCCGUAUGUAGUCCGCACUGACAUGGACUAGCCUACAAAGCUAAAAAGAAAAGUGGCGAAUGGGACGAAAAGUGUGCUGCAGUUUUAGAUAACACUCCGUUAGCUAGCUAUGUGUUUACUUAGCUGUCUCUAGUUUAUUUUUUAUGCUCACCUAGCGUUGUGUUUUUCAAGUUUUUGCAACAUCAUGUACUUUAAAUAGACUUCCUGUGGUGCCAUCCAGAGACAAUCUAGUUCAACGAAGGGACUGCAUUGCUGAAAGCGAACAAAACAGGCAACAGGACAAUCCAGCAGUAACUUAGCAAAAACACUUUGAAGCACACAGCGGUAAGCCAAAGCGCUAAUCUGAUAAUGGCAGAGGACACCCGACAGGACAAGAGGGCCAGCUUCUCGGCUCUGACCGAGCACGGCACCAACGGGAUGGCCAGGACUUCAGGCAAAACAGGCGCCUCAAAGAAAUUAGUGAUCAAAAACUUCAAAGAUAGGCCAAAACUAGCAGAGAACUACACAGAAGACACGUGGCUGAAGCUUCGAGAUGCAGUGGGUGCCAUCCAGAACAGCACCUCCAUCAAGUACAACCUGGAAGAGCUCUAUCAGGCCGUGGAGAACCUGUGUUCGUACAAAGUCUCCCCCACGCUGUACAAGCAGCUGCGGCAGGUUUGCGAGGACCACGUGCGGGCACAGAUCCAUCAGUUCAGAGAAGAGUCGAUGGACAACCUGUCCUUCCUGAAGCGAAUGAAUCGCUGCUGGCAGGACCACUGCAGGCAAACUAUAAUGAUCCGAAGCAUCUUUCUCUUCCUGGAUCGAACAUAUGUGCUUCAGAACUCUCUGCUGCCCUCCAUCUGGGACACCGGGCUGGAGCUGUUCCGCACACACAUCGUGAGCGACAGUGCGGUCCAGAAACGAACGGUGGAAGGCAUUUUGGAGCAGAUAGAACUGGAGCGAAACGGAGAGACCAUCGAUCGCAGUCUGCUGCGGAGCUUGCUAGGCAUGCUGUCAGACCUGCAGGUUUACAAAGACUCCUUUGAGGAGAGAUUUUUGACUGAAACAAAUCGUCUCUAUGCAGCUGAAGGACAGCGGCUGAUGCAGGAGAGAGAUGUGCCUGAAUACCUGCACCACGUAGCUCGCCGUUUAGAAGAGGAGAAUGAUCGAAUUGUGAGCUACCUCGACCAGAGCACUCAGAAGCCCCUCAUCUGCUGUGUCGAGAAACAACUUUUAGGAGAGCAUAUGAACGCAGUUCUACAAAAGGGUCUGAGCAAUCUCCUUGAUGAGAACCGUGUCACUGAGCUGGCCCUCCUCUACCAGCUCUUCAGCAAGGUAAAAGCAGGACUGCCCACGCUGCUGCAGUUUUGGAGGGACUAUAUUAAGUCAUUCGGUGGGGAGAUCGUUUGCACACCAGAGAAGGACAAGGACAUGGUUCAGGACCUUUUGGACUUCAAGGACAAGAUGGACAAUGUUGUGCAGAGCUGCUUUGCGCGCAAUGAGGCGUUCAUCAACGCCAUGAAGGAGGCCUUUGAAACCUUCAUCAACAAGAGGCCUAACAAGCCUGCUGAACUCAUUGCUAAAUACGUGGACUCCAAGUUAAGAGCUGGAAACAAGGAGGCGACAGAGGAGGAACUGGAGAGAAUCCUGGACAAGAUCAUGAUAAUCUUCCGCUUCAUUCACGGAAAAGACGUGUUUGAGGCUUUUUACAAGAAAGAUUUGGCCAAGCGUCUGCUGGUUGGUAAGAGUGCCUCUGUUGAUGCUGAAAAGUCCAUGCUGUCCAAACUCAAACAUGAAUGUGGCGCAGCCUUCACCAGUAAGCUUGAGGGGAUGUUUAAGGACAUGGAGCUGUCUAAAGACAUCAUGAUCCAGUUCAAACAGUACAUGCAGAACCAGAGUGAGCCAAGCAACAUAGAACUCACUGUAAACAUCCUCACCAUGGGCUACUGGCCUUCAUACACACCGAUGGAGGUUCACCUCCCAUCAGAGAUGGUGAAACUCCAGGAAGUGUUCAAGCUGUUCUACCUUGGGAAGCACAGUGGAAGGAAGCUGCAGUGGCAGCCCACACUGGGCCAUGCUGUACUAAAGGCAGAGUUUAAAGAGGGCAAGAAGGAGCUGCAGGUUUCCCUGUUCCAAACUCUGGUGCUGCUCAUGUUCAACGAAGGGGAGGAAUUCAGCAUGGAGGAGAUCCGUGCUGCUACCGGAAUAGAGGAGGGAGAGCUCAGGCGAACACUGCAGUCCCUGGCCUGUGGGAAAGCGCGCGUCCUCAACAAGAACCCUCGGGGGAAAGACGUGGAAGACGGAGAUCGCUUCAAUUUUAACAAUGACUUUAAACACAAACUGUUCCGCAUCAAGAUCAACCAAAUUCAAAUGAAGGAAACGGUCGAGGAGCAGGUGAGCACCACAGAGCGCGUCUUUCAGGACAGGCAGUAUCAGAUCGAUGCAGCUGUUGUGCGCAUUAUGAAGAUGAGGAAAACUCUGAGUCAUAACCUGCUGGUGUCAGAGCUCUACAACCAGCUCAAGUUUCCUGUCAAGCCGGGAGACCUGAAGAAGCGGAUCGAGUCGCUCAUAGACAGAGACUACAUGGAGCGUGACAAGGAGAUUCCCAACCAGUAUCACUAUGUCGCCUGAGGGAACGCCGCUGUAGCUGCAGUGCUGUUUCCCACAGCGAACGCACAGCUGGCCCAACUGCACAGGAUUUACAGCCCCUCAGCCACCCGACUCUCCUCUGGUGCCCAUCUUGUCCUUCACAUUCACAAUCCUGGACGCAGAGCUCCAGAGAGACAAGAGACUUGGCUGCGCUGUUCCCCAUUCUGCAAUAUCCUUCAUGGGACUCUGAGACUGGGCUGCAUACAUGGACUGGGCUGUUCAUGGUUGGUUAUGACUAACAAAUCUGCUAGUGCGAAAUUCAACUCAAAAUAACUAGCACUUUCUUUGUUUUGUUUUUGUUUUUUUGUUUGUUUGUUUUUUGAGAGAUUGGGUUUUCCUUCUUACAUCACGUUAUAAAUCACUCUUUGUAUUUUGCAGCUUGUUUGUCACAAGUUUUUUGAUUUUUAUUUCUUCUUCUUUUCUUGAGGUGUUCUCCCUUUAAUUGGUUGUGCUAACUACUGAGUGUCAACCCGACUGGCUUGGAUGCUUGACUGGUUAGAGAAGCAGCUGCCUGUGUGAAACCGAGUCUUGAGCAAAACGUUGGCCGACGUGGUUGGUGCUCAUUGUGUUUUACACAAAAGCUAAAUGAGAUGCAGGCCAGCCAUUUGUGUAUUUUUCUUUUCAGUUUCUUUUAUGUUUGACCAAAAUGUCUAAUGUCACGUGCUGAUGCUGAUGUUUUUGUAGAUCGGACUGUGAGUGCAAAAAGUGAAUUUGAAUAAAUGAGUAUUUAAUGAUUGAGUU
Molecule: messenger RNA, 3482 nt
Organism: Poecilia reticulata (guppy)
Lineage: Eukaryota; Metazoa; Chordata; Actinopteri; Cyprinodontiformes; Poeciliidae
Gene: cul4a
Product: cullin 4A
Biological process (GO): ubiquitin-dependent protein catabolic process
Cellular component (GO): cullin-RING ubiquitin ligase complex
Molecular function (GO): ubiquitin protein ligase binding
Source: RefSeq, a predicted model, not a curated record